Molecule: messenger RNA, 348 nt
Organism: Melampsora larici-populina 98AG31
Lineage: Eukaryota; Fungi; Basidiomycota; Pucciniomycetes; Pucciniales; Melampsoraceae
Exons: 2
Coding region: 1-348 (115 amino acids)
Source: RefSeq, a predicted model, not a curated record
AUGAGUCGACUUGACAAAGGCAAUCAUGAAGAUGAUCAAAUGGUGGAAGUACAAGAAUUUUCAGGUGCAGCCUGGCUGAAGCAAUCAAGCACAGACCUCAUGGAUUAUCAUGAAGUGGACCAUGAAAGGAAUACUCUCAUCAAACCUCAAACAGUAGAAGGAGAGGAGGAGGAGGAGGAGGAGGCAGACAUGACUUACAAUAACAAUGCUUCAGCUGAAGAUCCAAAAGGGAUGGCUCUCUUAAUGAACGGCACUGCCAGAGCUCAAAUGAAGGAUGGGAUUGCCAACUACAAGAAAAAGGCAUCAGACAAAUUCCUCAAAUUUUAUUCAAGAACAAACACAGUGUAA